AUGCGUUGGACUCCCGCCGCAGAUCAACUGCUCCUGCUCAAGAUCCUGGAAACUCAUGAUCUGAGCGUCGAUACCACCAAGGUUGCUGAGGCAUGGCCUGAGUCUACCGACGGCGAGCCAGGACCCACUGCGCGUGCUAUCAAGGAGCGGAUUGCCAAAAUCCGUGACCUGGCCAAGCGUGCAGCAGGAGCCGCCCUGGACUGUGGAGCCCCCUCUCCCUCAAGCAAGCGCGGCCGUGGAAAGAAGGGAAACACCUCCAAGAACACCACUUCUUCGACCUCUACCUCCACUCCCCGCAAGCGCAAGCGCAAGAACGCUGAUGCAGAGAUGGAGCAACAGUCUGAUGAUAAAGCCACUGCAGAGGCACAGCUUGAUGAACUCCUGGACUACCCUAACGAGACUCCUAACGCCCAUCACGGUUACAUGUCUCCCGGAAAUCCUGUUUUGUCCGACGACGAUGCUUAA
Penicillium daleae is the source of this 465-nucleotide messenger RNA. RefSeq lists its product as uncharacterized. The transcript is spliced from 3 exons. The record is from RefSeq and is a predicted model, not a curated record. NCBI's taxonomy places the organism in Eukaryota, Fungi, Ascomycota, Eurotiomycetes, Eurotiales, Aspergillaceae. Bases 1 to 465 code for a protein of 154 amino acids.